Messenger RNA from [Torrubiella] hemipterigena, 1689 nucleotides. NCBI's taxonomy places the organism in Eukaryota, Fungi, Ascomycota, Sordariomycetes, Hypocreales, Clavicipitaceae. The record is from the annotation of a GenBank genome assembly.
AUGCAAGCAAUGGAGCUCUUCAAGUCGGCGCCGAAGCCAUCUACUGUCAUCAUCUAUGAAUGGCACCACGAGCCGCAACCAACACAGCCGGCCCGCCGAUUCUGGACGUUAGACGCGUCCAAAGACGAAAGCAAUGGCAAAAUUGCAUUGACACCCGCCAUGCUGUCUAGACAGUCUACAGAAUCGAGAGAAUCUACAGCAAAGUCAGGGACCAAUAUCCCACCGUUGCUCAUGUAUGACGCUGCUUCACACCAUGUUGAGGCUCAUACCACCACCGGGGAGAACCGCAUCGAUACCCAAGUCAACAGAUUUGGGCCGGGAGUUCGACUGUCUCAAACUCAGACAAUGAACGAAUUGUUCACUGGAAAGCCCAUGGCAACGUCAGAUUCGGGCAACGUACUACUCCCGGCAGCCGUUCUGCCCGACCCCAGGCAAUCCCACGACGACGAUACAAGCAGUCCGCAUGUCUUGGUGGCAAUGGCUGUUGGCAAUGGAAAAGAUUCAAUGAGCCUUAAGUAUCGCUUGAGGCAAAUUCAAUCGCACAAGAAGCCACUUCUUCGCCUGCAGGAGGCAUACAGUGGGCAUGAACAGACCGUUAGAUUAGCAGACGACACCGAGACACCAAGUGCCAGCCCAAACAAACUUGUACAGUUGAAUCUUUGCUCCAUCGGCCAGAGCACAGAAUAUCUUCUCCUGCUGACACUCAGUGUCGCCGAUAAUAGUGCUCCAAGCCUGCUUUCCAUAUACUCAGUGGACGAGAAGCUUGCGUUUUCCGAAGCCAGCUCCAUCACAGAACCGAAUGAAGACCUUGGCGUUCGAUGGCAACUCCAAAAUUUCAAGCUUCCAGCACAUGUAUCCAAGAUUGCACCAGUUGUCCUGGAUACCUCCACAGCGAAAUAUCUGGUCAUCUUCUACUUCAACGACGGCGCGCUACGAUUUACAAGCCUGCAGUACACCGGAUCUGGCUCAUUUAUUGGCCCGGUUAACGACUACCCAUGUAAAGUUGGGACGGCCAAGGAACGCCAACCUUCUGCGGAAAACCCAAAUACAACGGUUACGUCCCCCUCUCGGUUCUCUCUCCCGUCCUAUAUACCAUUUGCGACAGCCGAACAAACACCCGAACAAGCAAAGCAGCAGAAUAGGCAAGCGGCCUAUAAACAGUCGAAGAUGGUGGCCGGUGAUGGUGUCCAGCCAUAUGCUCUAAAAGCCAAUCGCUCCAUUUGGAUCUUUUACGAGGGCAGAGAUGGCCAGGCUAAAUACGUUCGCCAUGAAUUGCCAACUGAUAUCGCCGGCCUAUACGAUGGCUGGCUGGCAGCAUCGUGGGAAGUAGCACCGUCAUCUAAAAAGGCAGAUGAUGCUGUAACGAAGGAUAAGAAAACACCAGCAGGAGAGGAUUUCUCUGUAAACAGCGAUGGAAAGCUGCCCAAGGUGGAAGAGAGUUCUACAAGGAGCGAAGAUGCUUCAAAGGCUAACGAGGACCUGUCCGAAAAGGAAGCUGACUCCUCAAAGGAUGAAGCGGCCAAACCCAAACCCAAUGAAGAAUCAUCAAAGACCGAAGGAGAGGCUGCGAAGGACCACGAGAACUCUUCAAAGAACGGUGAGCGAUCAUCAACGGACGGCAUUGACCAUAGCAUUGGAAGGCAUUUCAUCCCAGUUGAGGUAGCAUUCGACUUUCUAUCUAUGCAAUGA